This is a messenger RNA of Varanus komodoensis (Komodo dragon), 1068 nucleotides long. RefSeq names its product protein FAM167A-like. The record is from RefSeq and is a predicted model, not a curated record. The transcript has 3 exons. The coding region runs from base 88 to 549 and encodes 153 amino acids. NCBI's taxonomy places the organism in Eukaryota, Metazoa, Chordata, Lepidosauria, Squamata, Varanidae.
CUUCCAAGCUCCUUGCAUCCCAGCUGAUCGCCGUUGACCUCGGAGGCCUCUUCGUGAUUCACUGGAAAGGGAUUUGGACGAGCCGCUAUGAAGAGGCAAGGGCAAGCAUUCCCAGAACUGGAGUCAGGAAGGGACAGCCUUGAACCUGGAGCAGAGGAUCCUCCGGCAGACACCUGGCCCUGGUCCAAUGAUGAGGAGGACCCUCCCUUCAAAGGGCUGCCCCCUUUACCCAAACUGUUUAGGAAGUGCAGCCUGUCUGCAUCGUGUCUGCCUGGGAAGGAACAGCAGGAAGACGACGGAGCAUUUGACGAGAGCCGCUCCAGCCUCCAAGACAAGAUGACCUGGCUGCACGGAGAACUGCUGAGAUUGCGCCUGGAGGACCUGGAGCUUUUCAACCAGCUCUACACUCUCGCCCUGGAGAUCCAAGACCUGAAGGAGCUGCACCAGGAGAUGGAGGCCUUCUCCAAGGAAGAGCAGCCCCCAACGGAGCAGGGCCAGCGGGCGGAAGAGGGCGCCCGCUCUGCAGCAGCCUUCGAACUGACCAUCUGAACUGACCAACUCGUGCUGCUCCUUGACCUGUGACCACUCAUUCACACAUGCAAGCCAGGGCCCGACACCCCAGCUGCGGCGUGCUCAAAACACGGCUACGAACCUGCCCUUGCUUCCAAGAACAAUCUGGAUUUGAAAUGUAAGGAGGGAUUGUCAAAUUCUUGCACUCCACAAUCAACCCCUGCGCAAUCCAGAGGCAAUGGGGCAGCCCUUAGAUUUUUUCCAGGGAGAAACAUCAGUUCUGCAUUUAACUUCUGCCUACAUGGGGUCUUUUUCUAUUGCUGCUGGAAACUGCCCAUGUGCUUCUUGCAGCCCUCAAAAGGGGAAGAUGGUUUCAAACCUCCACGGAUAUUUUCCGACCUUUUCGUACUGGCCCAGCUGCAGGGUCUUUCACACACAAAUGUUAAGAUGAGACAUUUUCCCGAUGAAAUGCAGAGCAAGAUUUCACCCUCCAAAUUGCUGAAGUCGGAGAGCAGUAAUGAUAAAGCAAAGUGCAGGAACCCUAUACCCAGCCCAGCU